AUGAACAUUUUUCACAAAUUCCCUCUUCUACUAACUCUAUUCUUUCUCACAUUACAAAAACCAGUUACAUCAAAAAACGAAUGCACUCACAAAUGCGGCAAUCUUCACAUUCAAUUCCCAUUCCAUCUCAAAAACAACACCAACCACACCAAACACUAUCCUCAACACUUCCAAUUAUCAUGCACAGAUAAAUAUCAAACAGUUUUAGAAUUUCCCACAAUUCCACUCAAGCUUUUCAUCAAACACAUAGACUACCAAACACAAAAACUCCAAAUCUACGACCCAAACAACUGUCUUUCAACUCAGUUAUUCAAACUCGGAAACUCGUCCGUUUCGCCUUUCCAGUUUCACUUCCAUGAGUUCAAUAUACAUCGCAACGUUUCGUUCUUUCGCUGUGAUUCGAGAAAUGGAUGUCUGAUUAAGCAGCGUGAUUCUGGUGCGGAUUUUGUUGACCCUGAAUUGGUUUCUUGUAGGAAAGUGAGUGAUGUUUUGAAUGUGGGUUGGAUGAUUGAGGAAUGGGAGGGUGAUGAUGGUACAGAGAGUUUGAUUAUGGAGUGGUCUAAACCUAAUUGUAGUUUUUGUGAAGUUCAAGGGAAGAAAUGUAGAUGGAAGAAUGGUAAUGGAAGUGCUGAAGUUGAAUGUUUUGUUUGUUCAUCAAAUGGGAUUGCUAGAUCUACUGUUCUUCUAAUUACUUCUGGGGUAAUAGUUGGUUCCAUGAUUUUGCUGCUAUUGGUAAAUGGAUUGCUUCGCGUUUAUCGCUAUUUUAAGAUGAAAGAAGAUGACAUAGCAAGGAUAGAGAAGUUCUUAGAGGAUUAUAGAGCAAUGAAACCUACAAGAUUCAGUUAUGCUGAUAUUAAAAGAAUUACGAAUGGUUUUAAGGAGAGUUUAGGAGAAGGAGCUCAUGGAGCAGUAUUUAAAGGCAUGCUCUCCCAAGAAAUUUUGGUUGCUGUGAAGGUACUCAAUGAAACACAAGGAGAUGGAAAAGAUUUCAUUAAUGAAGUUGGAACCAUGGGAAAAAUUCAUCAUAUCAACGUUGUUCGCUUGCUUGGAUUUUGUGCCGAUGGAUUCCACCGUGCGCUUGUCUACGAUUUCUUUCCAAAUGGGUCGUUGCAAAAUUUCUUGGCACCACCGGAGAACAGGGAUGUUUUUCUCGGUUUGGAAAAGUUGCAACAAAUUGCUCUUGGUGUUGCAAAAGGGAUCGAGUAUCUUCACAUUGGUUGUGAUCAUAGAAUACUUCACUUUGAUAUCAAUCCACACAAUGUGUUAUUAGAUGAUAAUCUGAGUCCCAAAAUUACUGAUUUUGGACUUGCGAAAUUGUGUCCGAAAAAUCAAAGCACCGUGUCUAUGACCGCAGCUAGAGGAACUUUGGGCUAUAUUGCACCUGAAGUUUUCUCAAGAAACUUUGGAAGCGUGUCUUAUAAGUCUGACAUUUAUAGCUAUGGAAUGUUGUUGCUUGAGAUGGUUGGUGGAAGAAAGAAUGCUAAUGUGUCUGCGGAGGAAACAUUCCAAGUUUUGUAUCCGGAAUGGAUCCAUAAUCUGAUUGAAGGAAAAGAUGUACAAGUGAAUAUUGAGGAUGAAGGAGAAGUUAAAAUUGCAAAGAAACUUGCGCUCGUAGGACUUUGGUGUAUUCAAUGGAAUCCGGUGGAUCGUCCGUCUAUGAAAACUGUGGUACAAAUGCUUGAAGGGAAAGGAGAAAAAUUAAUGGUACCCCCUACUCCUUUUGACUCUAUUGAUGUCAAUAGAACAAACGCGGUUAUUCCAACCCGACAUAUGAGUGUUGAGUUAGAAGUUAUUCCUGAAAUAGAGUAA
Messenger RNA from Vicia faba (fava bean), 1809 nucleotides. The record is from the annotation of a GenBank genome assembly. NCBI's taxonomy places the organism in Eukaryota, Viridiplantae, Streptophyta, Magnoliopsida, Fabales, Fabaceae.